CCCGCUGCAGGGCUUCAUUGGUUUAAUCCAUCUCAAUGUCCGCUCCCGUAAGACCCAAGCUCAAAACUGCCUUCAAAAAGGCGAGGGUCAUCUCACCGCUUUAUACUGGAGGACCUGUAGCAGCGACCCCAGAUGGCCGCAGACUUGUAACCUGCGUGGGGGAAGAAGCCAUCCUUACAAACGUUGAAGAGGGUAACGAGAUAUGCCGAUUCAUUGGAGAUACCGAGUCCAUUACAUCUCUAUGCAUUUCUCCGGCAUCAACACAUCUUCUUCUUUUCACCUCAUCACUCUCGCUUAGGAUUUACGAACUUCCAACUUCCCUAAUCCCUCUUCAAAAGCCGAUACAUCCAGUCCGUGUCAUUGCCCGAGCACACGAUGCCCCUGUGCAUGUCUGUAAAACCGACCCCACGUCGACAUACCUCGCCUCAGGCUCAGCGGAUGGAGUCGCGAAGGUGUGGGACAUACAACGUGGAUAUGUCACACACGUCUUUAAAGGCCAUGGCGGUGUUGUCAGCGCCCUUGCCUUCAACUAUCCUUUCGAUCCAUCUUUCCUUGGACGGGAACAGAAGAUGCAGCUCAUAACGGCAUCUGUGGAUACUCGCAUUCGUAUCUUUGACUUGUCAGCUGCCGCUGCUCGCUCUGGCGCUUCUGCUAAGCCAGAGGCCGUUCUUGAGGGUCAUGUUUCUGUCCCUCGAGGACUGGACGUCACUCGAGAUGGAAAAUGGCUGGUCAGCGGUGGUCGAGACUCAGUUGUUCUGAUCUGGGACAUCUCCCCGAAACCAAACCAAGAUGGAAAAUCUAAAAACAGCAAAGGGAAGGGCAAAGAAAAGGAUGCUGCACCUGUUCUCGUGAAGACUCUCCCUGUCUUGGAACGUGUUGAAGCUGUGGGCUUACUUCCUCAAGAUGAUGGUCUGAACGGAACAAGUUCUGGUGCUGCCAAAUUGCAUAUAUAUACCGGCGGGGAGAAGGGCGUGAUCAAAGUCUGGGAUGCUCGUGCGGGUACUGUCUUGUACACUCUCGGUCAGGAACAGGAUGUUGUGUCAGAUGAUCAGGAAGAACAACGACAGAUCGUCGAUAUCAUCCAUGUUCCCUCUACGUCUACCGUCAUAUCUGUUCACGCAGAUCAAAAUAUUCUCUUCCAUUCGCUGAUCGCUCGCUCGCUGACACGUCAGUUGAUUGGAUACAACGAUGAAAUAGUCGAUGCUACCUUUCUCUCACCUUUCCUUCCGCCACAAGCCCAAUCUGGACCAUCUACGUCGAAACUCGUAGACACGCAUGUCGCUCUUGCCACGAAUUCCUCCCUUAUCCGAGUCUACUCCGCAAAAUCACUUGAUGCUCGCCUACUUUCAGGACAUUCUGAGAUCGUCUUGUGUCUAGAUCACGGCGCACAAGGUCGUGUCCUUGCUAGCGGUAGCAAAGAUCGCUCAGCUCGUAUUUGGGCUCCCUCACAUGCUGCGGUGUCCCUGCAGAACGACCUUUCCGCUCCUUCUGUCCCUGAGUGGAAAUGCGUGGCAGUCUGUGAGGGCCACGCAGAAAGUGUAGGUGCCGUUGCGAUGUCUAGACGUGCAAUGGAAGAUAACCAAUCCAUGCGCUUCAUGUUUACCGGAAGUCAAGACCGUACUAUCAAAAUGUGGGAUCUGUCGUCGGUCCCGAUAUCGGCGACUGACCUAGAUGGUCAAUCCAUGAAAGUAAAAAGUCUAGCGACACACAAAGCGCACGAUAAGGACAUCAACUCUUUAGACGUCGCACCGAACGACAGGUUGCUCGUCUCGGGGUCUCAAGACAAGACCGCCAAGAUCUGGGAAAUCGAAUACCAUGGUUCUGGCAAUGAUUCCUCUCAGACAGUGCGAGGGGAAAUUAAACUAUUGGGUACCUGCAAAGGUCACAAACGAGGGGUUUGGAGCGUCCGUUUCGGAAAGGCCGAACGUGUUUUGGCUACUGGCAGUGGAGACAAGAGUGUGAAGCUCUGGAGUCUCGAUGACUUUACCUGCAUCAAAACGUUUGAGGGACACACGAACUCGGUGCUUAGAGUAGACUUCAUUAACGCUGGCAUGCAACUCGUAAGUGCAGCGAGCGAUGGUCUGGUCAAGUUGUGGAACGUCCGAGAGGAAACAUGCGUUACAACUAUGGAUAACCAUGAAGAUAAGGUAUGGGCGUUGGCAGUCAGCUCUGACGAACGUACCAUAGUCUCUGGAGCAGCGGACUCGGUAGUCACCUUCUGGGAGGACUGCACCGAGGAGCAGGAACAUGAAAAGGAGUCAAAGAGAGCAGAGACAGUUCUGAAAGAGCAAGAUUUCAUGAAUUACCUUGCUCUGAACGACUACCGGAAUGCCAUAUUAUUAGCACUAGCAAUGGAACAGCCUGGUCGUCUCCAUACGCUCUUCAAGAACCUGCCUUCAUCCGAGUCGUUCUCCCCGACCUCUAUCACUGGUCAUCCAGCUGUCGAUGAAGUCCUGCGUACGUUGCCCGGUGCAGACCUUGCUCGCCUCCUCCGUUAUGUCCGAGACUGGAACGCCAAAGCCAAGACUAGCCCAGUUGCCCAACGCGUUCUACACGCUGUUGUGAAGCUGCGUGCAGCAGAAGAUAUCAUGAACGCUUUCACUCAAGAUAACACUUUAUCCGUACUCACCAAUGAUGAGAUGGUUGUGACGACCGGGAAAGCUGGAGACAAGGGUGGCGCUACGGCUUUACGAGAGUUGAUUGAGGCGUUGGUGCCAUAUACUGAGCGUCAUCUCGCGAGAAUGGAGAAGCUCGUACAGGAGAGUUACGUGGUGGACUACCUACUGGGAGAGAUGGAUGAUGGUAUGUUUGGAGUGGAUGAAGACCUGGACGAAGAGGAGGUGGUGGAUGUUAUGGAUGUCGAUACAGCAAUUGCCAUCGGAGCAUGAACAUGUCAUGCGUCUACUUCUUGCCUCAUCAACAUUAUACAUCUCCUGCUCAUCGUCUUUUCAGAUCUCUGGGUUGCAGGUCAGCCAUCGUCUUUGCAGAAUGCCUCACAAUUCUCCACGUACAGAGAUGUAAGUCUUUCUUUUCUACAGCUCUCUCCCUUUCUUCGCUACGACAGUCGAUAUAUUAAGCUCUAGACUCUUCGUGUGUUGUCUAAAGAAACUUGGUCUGCAUGCAAGUGACGCUUCUAUGAUUCGGGUAUAUUUUCGAUCGACUGUCCAUCUCUCCAGACGAUAUCCAAACGAAUCCAAAUAUGCCAUGCAUUAGGUGAAUGUAACCGGUUCUCCAGGGCGUCCUUCUGAGAGGAGCACAAUCGCCUACAGCAAUUAUCAGUUUCCGCGCUCAAGCAGACCGGAGAGGACGCUUACAUAUUUUCCGCUAAUCUUCCACCCAUCCUCUUCUUUAUCCAACUUCUCACCAAGAGUAUCUCCAUCCUUACCAAGACCGAUGACAACAUCACUCUUGAUGGUGCGCAAGCUGCACACUUUGGGCGCUCCACUAGCUGAAGCCAUAGGGCCUAUGGCAACAUCGAAAGGCGUUGCAUAGGGAGCAGCACAAUCGUACGUCAGCUAUACAAACGAGCUUGAAUCAGCUUACUCGAUGGAGGCUACAGUAGUUUCCCUGGCUUACCUUACGAUGGUUCAAGUCACCCUUGAAGACAACUAGGUCUGACUUGGAUAAAUGCAGGAACAGAUCCGGUGCUUCCUUGUGCAAAUCCCAGAAGGUGUAUCCGGUACACCAGAAAGGGUGUUGCUCAUACACCCACUUGCCCUCGUUCUCGUAUUGCUGCAAUACCAUUGUUAGGAUGAAAAGGCGUACGUGUGUACGGAGACUCACUUUCCACCUCAAGCCCAGUCGUUUUAAGGUCUCCUUCUCUUGGUCGGUUGCCAUUGGGAAUAAGUGCCCAUACACCAUGCUAUUCAACAACCAGCUCCAAUCCUUCUUGGUGACGUCGGAGACGAACCACGGAUAACGUUUACCAUGGAAGCGGACUUGUUCAGCGUACCCGUUUUGCAUCAGGAAGUCGGCUACCAUAAGAUAUAAUUAUUUUCUCACAUUCCCACGAUUUUGGCGGUUGACACGCACCAUAGACGCAAUCACAAUACAACUCGAACCCAGC
Molecule: messenger RNA, 4066 nt
Organism: Somion occarium
Lineage: Eukaryota; Fungi; Basidiomycota; Agaricomycetes; Polyporales; Cerrenaceae
Source: the annotation of a GenBank genome assembly